Messenger RNA from Gryllus bimaculatus (two-spotted cricket), 2827 nucleotides. NCBI's taxonomy places the organism in Eukaryota, Metazoa, Arthropoda, Insecta, Orthoptera, Gryllidae. The record is from the annotation of a GenBank genome assembly.
UUCCAGAAUUUAAAUGUCCACCUAAAAGAACACGAACACUGGUGGCGUCAAGACAAACUGCCAUCAUACGUUCUGCAAGCUUCCGCCAGGUUACGCCUGCAACCGGUUGCAAGUGGCGCAACGAAGAGUGCGACUGAAGGUGUCGUGUGGGUUGCAUCCGAAGGCGGACUGUCCUUUCGUAAGGCAUGGAAUUCUGUUGGUAGUGGUCAGUCGUGGUGUUGUUUACAAAUGGCUGCCGAUUGGUGCGAAGUUUGGUUCGCUACAUAUGACGGAGAAAAAAGCGGGGUGUGUGAUCGUGCAAUUUCAUUAACAAUGUUUUGCAGAUUAUGCAUUUUGAUUUAUUUUCAACAAUUGUUUUUUAGUAUAUUUGCUAACAAUUACUUCAUAAAUUGGAGCAUUGCUACAGACAGAAUAUUAGGAAGAAAAGAACGCAAUGUUCAAUACCUCGGAUAUAAAAAAGAUACAGUUUUAGAUUGUGACUUGCUGGAAGGAAUUUGUGAUAUCAACUGCUGUACAGACAAGGAUUGUACUGAUGAACAAAUAAAUUUAUUUUCGUGCUCUGCAGCAAAGGAAGAGUCCUAUUUGGAUAUAUGUGGCCUACAGGAAGAUCUAGCACCUUUCUUUGAAUGUGUGAACUUGAAUUCUCCCUACAUAGGUGAAUUUUAUAUUAACAAAAAGAAAAUCCAAAAGAUUGACACAUUUAAAAAUGAAAUCAAAAUGCAGCGAAAGAAACAUUAUAAUUAUGCCCAAGAUCAUCAUUACAAUAUCAUGGAAAACAGUGCAAGAGGUUAUAAGUAUGGGUUGCCAUUGAGAACUGUUUCAUCAACUGUAGACAACAACAUUGUUCCAAGAAGAAUAGAGAACUUAAAAUUGCCAGAUAAUGUGUUGCAAGUAUUUGAUGGCGUGUGUUCUGAUUAUUCAGUAUUUUUUCUAAUGAAUCGUAACUCUCGUUGUGUUAGGCAAAUAUCAAAAAAUCUUUGUGAACAGUCAACUAACUUUUUCCUUUCUAGAUACUUAGUAUUUGAUGCAUCAAGUAAUGUUAGUUCCAAAUAUAGUUUUCCCCAGUUGCUGAGUAAUGUUUCUGAAUUACAUCCUGUGCAAACCUCUGUGAAAUAUAUUUGUUUAAACAAUGGUUCUUCUUAUAUUACUAUUUUACAAAACAAUUUCAAGAAAAUGACUAUUCAUCACAGAACACAUGUAGAUAAUAACCAAGAUGUUGAUGAAUGUGAAGGGGAUGUUGAGACUUUAAUGAAGACCUUUUAUAAUGACACAUCAGAUACGUGCCACAAUGUUUUAGUUGAAGUGUAUUACACAUUUAUUUGGAACGGUAGUAAUAUUCUGAAAAUGGAUGCUAAUUAUCUAUUAGCUACAGUGCCAUCAGUGUAUAAGUCAAGUGAGUUAGACAGUGAAACUGAUAAAUCUCAGAAGGAGGAUAAUACUUCGCAACAUUCAUCUCCCAACAUUGGCGUGCCAAGCAUUUAUGUCACCCAAAAAUUCCAUGUUCAAUUCAUUCACACUGAACAAAUAACAGUUAAAAAUGAAACAAGUAAAGAAUCUCUGUUAAUUCGAUCAGGAAAACCAGGUUACAACAUCGAUAGUGACAUCUUCAUUAUUGACUUGGUUCAUGCAGGAAAUUCUUCUUCAUCAUAUGAAGAAAAUGUUCUUCAGCUCUGGAAAACAGGUAAGUAAUGUUUGAGUUAAUCAUUCAAAUAUAGUGCAUGUUAUAAAGUUUUAUGAACUGUUAAUAAUGAUCAACAUCUAGUUUUUAUCAUAAAUUACACUAAGAAAUGGUACCCAAUGUUGCAAAUUUGACUCACAAAAUUUAUUCAAAUCUCCAAAAUAAUCUACUGAUACCUUUCUUUUAAUAAAAUUGCUGGAAUGAAAAAAUGAAUUGAAUGAAUUUAGUCUAUUGUUAUAUAGAAUAAUGUAGUAAUGGCAUGAAGAUAUUUGUACUAAAUUAAAAUUACUUAUACCAUUUAUUUUCUUAUAAAUCAUUAAGUAACACAACUAGUUUUGGUAUCUCUUUUCUUAACCUUUCUCAAAACUGCAUAUUUAAUUGGUUUUUCUUAAUUAGAUUGUCGUCUGAUAGUCUCAUGUCCUGUGAAUUCUUGCACAUCGUAUAUCAAUCCAUAUUUAAUAUGGAUUGAUUCAUGAUUGAACAUAGAAUUUAUUCCUGAGGGUAGUAAAGUUUUUUGAUUCUUAUUUUUGAUUGUUCUGAUUUCAUGAAAUUACGAUUACCAUGUAUUAAUAGUAAGAUAACAUUUGCACAAACAAUGCCGUUUCUGAUUUUUAAUAGGAAGUAAAGUUUGUCUUUUCACACUUUUUCAACUGAAUAUACUUAUAGAUCCAUUAAUGGAAGAUUUGAUUUUACAUGACAAAGAAUGGAAUUUUCUUCAACCAUCCUUUCAUUUUAUUUUUAUUUUUAUUUGCCCCCAGAAAUGCCUUUUGGUUUUGAAUAAUCUUAUUUACUAGGUAGUAAAAGAAGAAUACAAACUGAUAAGAAAUAGACAAUCUCUUGGUUGUACAGAGGGCAAAGUUUAUGUAAACUGUAUAUCUUGACUUCAAAUUUAUAAUUAUGUAUUUGGUGCAGGUUCUUGAAUUUAGAUUAGUUAAAACAAAUUGUCCAAUGGUUCCUGAUUUGGCUUUGUAGGUUUCAUGAAUUUAGCCUUCCAGCGCUAAAUAUCUCAUGGCCUAAGUGUAUCUUACUGAAGCUCUGAUGACUGACACACAAAUAAUUUUACCUCAUUAACCAAUUUUGUAAUUUUAAAACUUGAAGGAUGUAAUAAACUAUUUCUUCAUGUUUAAAAACUUUUGGGUAAAAAAAAAA